This is a messenger RNA of Musa acuminata AAA Group (dessert banana), 4287 nucleotides long. RefSeq lists its product as uncharacterized. Lineage: Eukaryota; Viridiplantae; Streptophyta; Magnoliopsida; Zingiberales; Musaceae. The record is from RefSeq and is a predicted model, not a curated record. Bases 3555 to 4142 code for a protein of 195 amino acids. The transcript is spliced from 11 exons.
UUUGAUAUUUUCUCCGUGAGGGGAAAACUUCCCCCACGACGCGAGUCUUUGGGCCAUAAAGACAGACGGACGACGGAGUUCUCCAAUCUUCGCCGGACGUUGUUGUGCUCCACCCCGGACAGCAGCAAGCGGAACCGAUUGAGGUUGGGAAGGCGUGUGGAAGGAGAGAAUCCCGGUGUCCUUCUCGCGGUCAUUUCUUCAUAAGCCUUGCGCGGAACCCUACUUGCUCACGUCGCGCGGCGUGAUGGGCCGUCGACCGGGGAUCAGCUGCAAGGUCUACCAUUGAGACGUGUUCCUUGGAGAAGCCGAAGUGUUCCCGGCCGCCAAGAACAGCGACGGUAAGGGCCAUAGCUCGCCGUUCCCUAACACCAACGAGAUACGCGUCGAUUGCCUCUCCCUUCCCAGCGAGCGGUGCCUUCCCCUAUCCGUCCUCCAAACCAUCUCCCCUUUCGCCCUCCGCUGCAAACUUCAAGCCAGGUCCGACGCCGAUCAUCCCCUCCUCAACCGACUCUACCUCUCAUGCUUCCGAGAACGCAAGGAUGCGGUGGUGGUCGCCGGGAGCGAAGAGCUGCAUCUUGUGACAACGCCGAGCAAGGCGGAAAAGAUCCUAAGGGACCAUGGGAGGAUUUGGUGAGGCUGACCUUUGCGGACGGACACGCAAGGGUGUCACACGACUUAGGUAAAAUCAGCUAAGUUCGUGACAAUGCGGCAUAUCAAAACAUCGGAGGUGUCAUACAAAGGCAUUUGAGCGUGAAAGGCGACAGUGUGUUCCUUUAGGUCAGAGUUGCCGUAAAAGGCUUCUAGUGAUGGAAGGCAAAAAUUUGUCAAGUUCAAUUUCUCCUGGAUGCUUUGGGUGAACGGGGAGCGAUCCGAGGUGAGAUCAAUCGAACCUUCCCCCUUGGAUUGCUGGAACUCUCGACGCAUCUCGUUUAAGCGUUGGUCCAUUUGUCAUAGUUGGGCCCUCAAGGAGUCGUCCGUUGAAUCCGUUGACUGGGUCUCUGAUUCGAGAAGGGUAGUGCGUUGAUGCAGCGACGUGCUAAAAUCCACGGUUUGGGAGCGGGGUGCUCCUUCUGCCGGUAGCUUAACGGGCCUAGGACAAUCCUGAGCUGUCGGUACUGGGUCAGUUAGUGGAAUCCCGACAGGUGUGGACGACAACAGUGGUUGGGACAUCGACCAUGGUUGAGACAAUGGUGUGACUUGUUGAGUUAGUUGGGCAGGAGUGGGGUGAUAGCCUGUAUCAUGCCCGUGAGCGUCUAUACCUGGUGAGUAAGAUUCAAGAAUGCUUCGGCGGGAACAAUCAGGUGGCCCAUAUUUGUCCCCGAGGUGAAAGACCUGGGUAAUUGAACAGACGCCAGUAAUGCCCUGGUGUUUAAGCAAAAGUGGAUGCAUCUACAUGGGGGAAGGAGGGCAGUUGUCCCCUCGAGUAAAGGUGCUAUGGGUUAGAGGCAAAGCCUCCUCACUGGAUCGUUCGUUGAGAGGGUUAGCGGGUGGACGUUCUUGCGACAUUCAGGCCCAUCCUCUAGCGCCAAAAUGUCGAGGGAAAGUACCGUCGACGUUUGAGUCAGCCCGUUUGAUCUAGACUCGAAGGUGUAGAAAUGUUCAAGGUCCCCUCUAAGUGGCCCGGACGUAUUUGAGGUGGCUCCGAGGUGGACUUGGAGUGGCUCCGAGGUAGGGGUUCGACUUCCCGGGCACUUCCUACACAAAGACUAGUGUCGGGAGAAGUUUCCCGACCCGAUCCCUCCGAUGCUCAAGUCAGUCCGAGGUUCCUUUUGGGGUAUGAGGUGUUCUCCAAAAAAAGUGUCCCUUAGGCUGACACUAGGGUGGUCAAUUGAGGGGGCACCUUGUAACGACCCCAUCGUCCCCCUUUGGCGUCUUGCCCACGGGGGCAAAAAGGGAGGACAAGCCCGAACGAUCUCUCGUGGACUAUUGUCCAUGGGGCCUGAGAAGCUAUAAUUGCCUCCCACGUCGGCGAUAAGGGGAGGAUGAUUAGGGCCCUUUCUUCCGUAUCAGCAUCCUCGAGGUGAUUAGUUGGCAGGUGGUGAUUGGUUGUCAAAAUAUUCUCUAUCAUCGGGGUUGUGCACCUUUAUGUUGUGGCCUGGAGUCGGCACUGCUUGGUCCAAUCUUGAAAGCGCAAGGUCGUCCAUGUGGCUUUUAAUGGGGAAGAAAGAUGGGGGAGCGAGGUCGGGCCGAGGAGCUCGGCUCGGGAGCUACGAUCGAAUCUUCGAGGGCGUCCUGAGGUGGAGUCACGUUGCGCUCAAUCUGCCAGGAUCCUACACGAUAGGUCAAUGUCAGGGGGAGGUUCCUAACCCGACCCCUCCGAUGGUUAAGUUUGUGAGUGUAGGUGUGUCUUUUUUUUGUCUCCCCUUAUCCCAGGAUAGGGAAUUGGUAUUUAUACAUGCGAAAAUAGCUCGGAAGUACGAUGGUUGAUAGUGACCACCGGUACCUCCCAAGGCACGGUCGCGCGGGCAACCGACCCGUACACCCCUAUGGCAUGGGUUGGCCCAUCCGUGUUUCUAGGGCACAACGUCGACUCGUAUAGUCCUGUGUGGCACGGGACCGAGUGGAAGGGUGCCGCCUACCAGGUUGAGUUCACAGUCAGCUCCACGGUGGCCGCCAACUAGCGAACUGUAGUUAGUGCGAGAAUAUUCCCUAUCAAUUGACGAUGUCCGAAUCAGCUUAAUACGAUUCGGGCCCAUGUGCACAAGAGAGGUGAGAUAUCCGAAUCUUACUAUUGUUUUGGACUGAUGUCCAUGUGGCCUAGCUGUUGAUUGGGUCUUGCCCCCUCACUGCUGAUUGUGUUGCCAUGUGUCAAGCCACCAUUGGGGGAAAAGAUUUCUACUAUCACCUUUGCUUUGAAAAAAAAAGUAAAAAGAUAUCUUAAUUAAUUUAUAGUGCCUACUCUGGUGCGUUCUUGUGUUUUUCCUUAAUUGAUUUGCUUCUGAUGAAGAUGGCAAGAUAUCAGUAAAUCAACCAUCUGCAAGCAACAUAAAUCUAUAUAGUGAAUCGGGACAACCAAGUUUACUUGCCGGCUUGCCGCAUCCAUGUUCAUUUCUACAAUGCAAGAAAUCGGCAGGAGAUGUAACUCUUAAGAUUGAGUUAAGGUCCAUAAAUGGAGGCAAUAAGGAUUUGCAACAUUAUGUUGAGGUGAGUGAUUUUAUCCAUUUUGGGAGCUGGUCGACUUGGAUUGUUUAACCCUUGAUUUUAUCCAUGCUGUGGCCUAGAGUUGGCACUGCUUGAUCCAAUCUUGAAAGCGCAAGGUCGUCCAUGUGGCUUCUCAAGGGGAAGAAAGAUGGGGGAGCGAGGUCGGGCCGAGGAGCUCGGCUCGGGGGCUACGAUCGAAUCUUCGAUGGCGUCCUGAGGUGGAGUAGCGUUGCGCUCAAUCUUGCCAGGAUCCUACACAAUAGAUCAAUGUCGGGGGGAGGUUCCCGACCCGACCCCUCUGAUGGUUAAGUUUGUGAGUGCAGGAGACUAUUCAUCCUUUAUUGUGCCUGCUACUGGUGGUAUGGUUACAAGUGUUAAUAAGCAUUUUCUUGGGAAUGAAAAUGGCUUCUUAAAUGAUACGGACAGCCCUCAAAAUGAGCCAGCCAAGAAAGAACACUCACCUGCCAGUACAUCACAAAAAUUGGUGUUUGGACGGACAAACUAUAGUAUUCCAGGAAAAAACAACAUUUUCUGUGAUGCCAAAUAAGGGAGAGUAUUGUUUUCAGGUUGAAUUAGCUGGAAAUAUUUUGGGAAAGGGAGUUGGUUUAAGCAAAGAGGAGGCUAAGCUUCAGGCUGCAGAGGAGGCACUCCUGACUCUUAAGAACAGACUUGAAACGACAAGCAAAGAGAUGUUAAAGAUCAUCAAGGAGAAACCUCAGUCGUGUAUUGGAGAUUUUGACAAGAUUCUAUGGACCGGUGAUGCUCUGAGCAUUCCAGCACAUUUGGAAUCCAGCAUGCUGCUUGAUUUGCUGAAAGCACCGUAUCCCUCCCCGCCUUUUGUGGUGCAAGUAGGACAUGAUGCAGGUAAAAUGCUUUCUGAGGAUGAAGCACACCAUCAUAUAUAUCCGAGCAGCCUUUUCCUCCAUUUCCUUUCCUUUGAUGCUCCUAACCAGCCCACCACCGAUUGGAGCAGAGAAGGAAUCAUCAUGGGAGGAGGAUGACAGCUCUACAUUUAUGUGGCUCGUAUUCAGAAAGAAAUGGAUAUAUAUAUACAUAUACAUAUAUAUAUGAUUUGCAUGUGUAAAGCUGCAACACGAUUAUUCCUGCAAUUUAACGCGUUGAACAACCAGACAGAAGAAGUUACAA